UCCAACGUUUAUUGCGUCACUGGCUCCAAAAAUCCAAGAUGCCAAACAGGAAGUAGCAAAACCGGCUCAUUUUCUCAGUGCAGAAAUUGGAUCAGUUGGUCUCCGACUGAUGACGUUUCUAAGGUCCGCAAGAACGCAAGUACGGACAAGUACGCAUAUUUUCUUUGGUCCGGAACAGCUUUUAAUUUGUCUUACCUGACUGAUUAAAGGGUCCACAGAGGAGGACUCUCCCCCUCCUGUCAGUAUACCAUGGCGGACAUCAAGAACUUCCUGUACGCCUGGUGUGGGAAAAAGAAACUGACUCCCAACUACGACAUCCGAGCCGCAGGCAACAAAAACAGGCAGAAGUUUAUGUGUGAGGUCCGAGUCGAUGGCUUCAACUACAUGGGGAUGGGAAACUCCACCAACAAGAAGGACGCUCAGACCAACGCUGCCAGGGAUUUUGUCAAUUAUCUGGUCCGAGUGGGAGAAAUGAACGCAUCGGAGGUCCCAGCUCUCGGGGCGAGUGUUCCAGAGCCCGAUCAACUCGACGGAGGAGGAGGAGGAGGAGAUAGAGGAAAUGGCGAAUUUGGAAACCUUCCUUCGUGCGGUCCUUUGCCACCUCAUCUUGUAGUAAAAGCUGAGCAAGAAGAGGGCGGUGGCAGCAGCAGUGGGCCGGUUCCAGGAGUGACUGGACUGGGUUACUCAGGUGGAGGCAACAUUGGGUGGGGAGGACGAGGAGGAGCAGCUGGAAGAGAAGGAGGAGAAGCUCAGUGGGACAGAGGAGCCAACCUGAAGGAGUACUACGCCAAGAGAGAUGAACAGGAGGCACAAGCGACUCUGGAGUCGGAGGAAGUGGACCUGAACGCUAAUCUUCAUGGCAACUGGACUCUAGAGAACGCUAAGGCCCGUCUGAACCAGUUCUUCCAGAAGGAGAAGACCAGUGCUGAGUAUAAAUACAGCCAAGUUGGACCGGACCACAACAGGAGCUUCAUAGCGGAGAUGCAGCUGUUUGUGAAACAGCUCGGCAGAAGGAUCACAGCUCGAGAGCAUGGAUCCAACAAGAAGCUGGCGGCUCAGUCCUGUGCUCUGUCGCUGAUCCGGCAGCUGUAUCAUCUGGGAGUCAUCGAGGCGUACUCCGGCGUCACCAAGAAGAAGGAGGGAGAAACUUUGGAGGCAUUUGACGUCAAUGUGUCACCGGACCUUGGGCAGCAGUUGGCCAAUGUUGUCCAGGAGCUCGGUGUCCACAUCCCCCCACCUCCUGCAGACCCCAGCAGCCCGGUGUCUCUGGUUCAGGGAAAGAUGGCGACAUUUGACCCGUCACAGCGUCAGAUUGGAGCCGGUGUCGUCCCCUGGUCACCUCCUCAGGUCAACUGGAACCCCUGGACCAGCAGCAACAUCGACGAGGGACCGCUGGCCUACUGCACUCCGGAGCAGAUCAGUGAAGAUCUGCACAACGAGCUCAAGUACCAGCUGAUAAAUGACGACAACCUGCAGAAGAUCUUGAUGGAGCGCGAGCAGCUGCCCGUCAAACAGUUCGAGGAGGAGAUCAUGGCAGCCAUUGAGAAAAGCCCUGUGGUGAUCAUCAGAGGAGCGACUGGCUGCGGUAAAACCACCCAGGUUCCUCAGUACAUCCUGGACCGCUUCAUCCAGAGCGGCCGAGCAUCGGACUGCAACAUAGUAGUCACCCAGCCAAGACGCAUCAGCGCCGUGUCUGUGGCAGAGCGAGUUGCCUACGAGCGAGGGGAGGAUCUCGGGAAAAGUUGUGGCUACAGCGUUCGUUUUGAGUCCGUCCUCCCGCGACCCCACGCCAGUGUCCUCUUCUGCACUGUUGGUGUUUUGCUGCGGAAGCUCGAAGCAGGAAUUAGAGGCAUCAGUCAUGUUAUCGUUGACGAGAUCCACGAGAGAGACAUCAACACGGACUUCCUCAUGGUGGUGCUCAGAGACGUGGUCAACACCUACCCGGAGGUCCGCGUCAUCCUCAUGUCGGCCACCAUCGACACCACCAUGUUCAGAGAAUACUUCUUCAACUGUCCCAUCAUUGAGGUGUUUGGACGCACCUUCGCUGUUCAAGAAUAUUUCCUGGAGGACUGCAUCCAGAUGACCAACUUCGUCCCUCCACCGAUGGACAAAAAGAAAAAGGACAAAGAUGAGGAGGGUGGAGACGAUGAUACUAACUGUAACGUGAUCUGCGGACCGGAGUACACGGCGGAGACGAAGCGCUCGAUGGCUCAGAUCAACGAGAAGGAGACGUCCUUUGAGCUGGUCGAAGCUCUGCUGAAGUACAUUGAGACGCUGCAGGUGGCCGGUGCUGUUCUCAUCUUCCUGCCCGGCUGGAACCUCAUCUACUCCAUGCAGCGACACCUUGAGACCAACCCACACUUUGGAAGUAGCCGAUACAAGAUCCUGCCGCUCCACUCUCAGAUCCCCCGAGAGGAGCAGAGGAGGGUGUUCGAACCAGUUCCUGACAGCAUCACCAAGGUAAUUUUGUCCACCAACAUCGCAGAGACAAGCAUCACCAUCAACGACGUCGUCUACGUCAUCGACUCCUGCAAGCAGAAAGUGAAGCUCUUCACCUCCCACAACAACAUGACCAACUACGCCACUGUUUGGGCCUCCAAGACCAACCUGGAGCAGAGGAAGGGCCGAGCCGGCAGAGUCCGACCUGGGUUCUGCUUCCACCUCUGCAGCCAAGCUCGAUUCGAAAAGCUGGAGAAUCACAUGACUCCAGAGAUCUUCAGGACUCCGCUUCACGAAGUCGCUCUGAGCAUCAAGCUGCUGAGACUCGGAGCCAUUGGCCACUUUCUGUCCAAAGCCAUCGAGCCGCCACCACUGGACGCAGUCAUCGAGGCCGAACACACUCUGAAAGAGCUGGACGCCCUCGACACCAACGAUGAACUGACUCCUCUGGGACGGAUUCUGGCUCGGCUACCCAUCGAGCCGCGGCUGGGGAAGAUGAUGAUAAUGGGCUGCAUCUUCCAUGUCGGAGAUGCGAUGUGCACCAUCUCGGCCGCCUCCUGCUUCCCAGAGCCGUUCAUCAAUGAAGGGAAACGUCUCGGUUUCGUCCACAGAAACUUCGCUGGUAGCCGCUUCUCAGAUCACGUGGCGCUGCUGUCCGUCUUCCAGGCCUGGGACGACGUCAGGAUCAACGGCGAGGAGGCAGAAGGUCGUUUCUGUGAACACAAACGUCUCAACAUGUCGACUCUAAGGAUGACCUGGGAGGCCAAAGUCCAGCUGAAGGAGAUCCUUGUCAAUGCCGGAUUCCCUGAAGAGUGUUUGCUGACGCAGAUGUUCAACACGGUGGGACCUGACAACAACCUGGACGUGGUGGUUUCUCUCCUGACCUUCGGCUCGUACCCCAACGUCUGCUACCACAAAGAGAAGAGGAAGAUCCUGACCACGGAGGGACGCAAUGCCCUCAUCCACAAAUCCUCCGUCAACUGUCCCUUCAGCAAUCAGGACAUGACAUACCCGUCGCCGUUCUUCGUCUUUGGCGAGAAGAUCCGAACCAGAGCGAUUUCAGCCAAAGGCAUGACUCUGGUCAGCCCUUUGCAGCUGCUUCUGUUCGCCUGCAAGAAGAUCACGUCCAACGGAGAAAUCGUGGAGCUCGACGACUGGAUCAAACUGAGGAUUCCUCAUGAUGUGGCGGGAGGCAUCGCAGCUCUGCGGGCCGGACUGGAGGCUCUGGUGGUGGAAGUGACCAAAGACCCAGAAUACAUUAGCCAGAUGGACCAAACCAACGAGAGGCUCCUGAAUGUCAUCAGGCACAUCUCCAAACCAUCAGCUGCCGGACUCAACCUGAUGGUCAGCAACCACAGGAUGGGAGACGGCCCUCGACCCCCGAAGAUGGCACGUUUUGAUGGAGGAGGUGGAGGAGGUUACCAGGGAGGAGGAGGAUACCGAGGAGGGGGAGGUUACAGAGGAGGAUAUAGGGGAGGUGGUGGUGGAGGGGGAGGCUACAGGGGAGGUGGCGGCUAUGGAGGAGGAGGAUACAGAGGUGGAGGAGGUUACAGAGGAGGAGGUGGAUAUGGAGGAGGAGGUGGAUAUGGAGGAGGAGGAGGUGGAUAUGGAGGAGGAGGAGGAGGUUAUAGAGGGGGUGGAGGCUACAGAGGAGGAGGAGGAUACUGUGGUGGGGGAGAUGGGGGAGGAUACAGGGGAGGGUAUGGCGGAGGGGGAGGCAGGGGGGGAUACAGGGGAGGAUACUAACAUCCCGACAUCCUCCAUCAGUAGUUGUAGUCUUCAGUUUAGUAACGUCACAAACCUUCUUCUCCUUGUUUGUUGUUGCUGUGUAGAGAAGUGAGUGUAAAGAGCAGCUGUUAGAAUAAACAUAAAGUUUGGGCUUCUGUAAAUGUUUGGUCACAUGUGAGUUUAACUGGAAGCUGUUUGUACUGAUCACCUGUCAAUAUUGUUCAAUAAAUAAAUCAAUCUUUCUUUCUUUUUUUA
Stegastes partitus (bicolor damselfish) is the source of this 4422-nucleotide messenger RNA. It is a transcript of the gene dhx9, whose product is annotated as DEAH (Asp-Glu-Ala-His) box helicase 9. Gene Ontology annotation, biological process: positive regulation of transcription by RNA polymerase II; regulation of mRNA processing. The record is from RefSeq and is a predicted model, not a curated record. The transcript is spliced from 28 exons. Lineage: Eukaryota; Metazoa; Chordata; Actinopteri; Pomacentridae. Bases 250 to 4185 code for a protein of 1311 amino acids. Gene Ontology annotation, molecular function: RNA helicase activity; ATP binding; 3'-5' DNA/RNA helicase activity. Gene Ontology annotation, cellular component: intracellular anatomical structure; nucleolus; ribonucleoprotein complex.